This is a messenger RNA of Meira miltonrushii, 2511 nucleotides long. RefSeq lists its product as uncharacterized. The record is from RefSeq and is a predicted model, not a curated record. The coding region runs from base 1 to 2511 and encodes 836 amino acids. Gene Ontology annotation, molecular function: ATP binding; ATP hydrolysis activity; long-chain fatty acid transmembrane transporter activity. Gene Ontology annotation, cellular component: peroxisomal membrane. The transcript has 2 exons. Gene Ontology annotation, biological process: fatty acid beta-oxidation; very long-chain fatty acid catabolic process; long-chain fatty acid import into peroxisome. Lineage: Eukaryota; Fungi; Basidiomycota; Exobasidiomycetes; Exobasidiales; Brachybasidiaceae.
AUGGCCGUGCAAAGUAGAUUAGUCGAUGCAUGGGAUGAUGCAAAAUCAUCCUUGUUAAAUCGAUUGAUCACUUUAGCAAUGGGCUAUAAAAGAAAUUAUGCGGUAAUUCAAAAAAUUUUACAGAUUGGUUAUUUUUCUUUUAUUAUGCUAAAUUUAUAUCGUGGCUUUAAUCCUAAAAAGAAAAAGCAACCAAAACAAGUUGGUGAUAUUGCAAAGAAAGGCGUUGAAGAAAGUGCAAAUGUGGACGCUAAACAAAUCGCAAAACAGGAAAAGAAUGUAACACAAGAAGUUGAAGAAGAAUCAAGCGGUAAAAGAGGUCGCAAAGGACGUAAAGGAAGAGGUCCUCGUGUUGAAGUUGAUGCAGUCUUUUUCCAACGGCUUCGUAGGUUACUCAAGAUUGUCAUUCCAGGCGCUCGUUCGAAAGAGUCGAUUUUGCUCAUCACUCACUCAAUCUUUUUGGUUCUGCGUACAUUCAUCAGUCUUUAUGUCGCAGAACUAGACGGAAGGAUCGUCAGUGCAUUUGUUCGUGGCCGUACUCGUGAUUUCUUAAAAGGAAUCGCUUGGUGGAUGACGAUCGCCAUUCCUGCCACUUAUACGAACUCACUCAUCGAUUUCUUACAAUCAAAGAUCGCAUUGGCAUACCGUUCCCGUCUAACGAUGCGUGUUCAUGACAUGUACCUCACCGAUGCAACAUACUAUACCCUUGGAAAUUUGGACGAUCGAAUUCACAAUGCUGAUCAAUUGAUCGCUGUUGACAUUUCAAGAUUUGCAACAUCUUUGGCAGAAUGUUAUAGUAACAUUUCUAAACCGAUUCUUGAUACAAUGCUUUACAACUAUCAACUUUCCAAUAAUGUUGGUGCAGAAGGUUUGAUCUUUAUCAAUUUACUCGUUCAAGGUUCAGCCGUACUAUUACGAAAAGCAACUCCUCCUUUCGGUCAAUAUGCUGCCGAAGCACAACGAUUAGAAGGUGAAUAUCGAUGGGCACAUUCACGCUUGAUUGAGAACAGUGAAGAAGUUGCACUUUAUCGUGGUCAACAAUUGGAAAAGAAAGGUAUAGAACGUGCUUAUUUCAGCUUGAUCAAACAUGUUAACCGAGUUUAUCGAAUCAGAAUCGCACAUGGAAUGGUAGAAGAAGGUAUUAUCAAAUGGUUGUGGGGCAGCUUGGGUCUUGUGAUCUGUGCUUUGCCUGUAUUCUUCAAGAUUCCAGGUGUGAAGGUAGGAGAUAUGGGAUCACGUACAGAAGCAUUUGUGACCAACAGACGUUUACUCUUAUCUUCAAGUGAUGCAUUCGGUCGAGUGAUGUACUCUUACAAAGAGUUGGCAGAAUUGGCAGGUUAUACAGCCCGUGUCACUGAAAUCUUGGAUACCAUGGAAGAAGUUAAAGCAGGAAAGUAUCAAAAGAAGCUCGUCAGUGCUGCUGGAACAGAAGAAAAUCAAGCUGUUCUGUCUACACGUGGUAUUGUAGAAGAAGCAAAAGACGUCGAAUUCGAGAAUGUACCGAUCGUCAGUCCAAAUGGUGAUGUUUUGGUUCGUUCAAUGUCAUUCAAGCUAACACAAGGUCAACAUUUGCUCAUCGUUGGUCCAAACGGAUGCGGUAAAUCAUCCAUGUUCCGUAUCUUGGGCGGCUUAUGGCCUGUUUAUGGAGGUGUCGUUCGUAAACCUCCAACUAGCGAAUUCUUUUACCUUCCACAAAGACCUUAUACAUCUUUGGGCACCCUUCGUGAUCAAAUCAUUUACCCUCACACGGUAAGUGAAAUGCGAGCAAAAGGUAAAACAGAUGAAGAUUUGAUGGCAAUUUUGCGUAAAUUACAAAUCGAUCAUAUCGUCGAACGUGAAGGUGGUUGGGACGUUCAACGUGAAUGGCGUGAUGCAUUAAGCGGAGGAGAUAAACAAAGGAUUGCAAUGUCUCGUUUGUUCUAUCAUGUUCCACGAUAUGCAAUCUUGGACGAAUGUACAAGUGCGGUCACAUUGGAAGUCGAAAAGAUUAUGUACGAUUAUGCAACCGAAUUGGGUAUUUCCAUGUUGACCGUUUCGCAUAGACCAAGUUUAUGGCGUUACCAUCAGUUGGUGUUGCAAUUCGAUGGUCAAGGCGGUUACGUCUUUACAGAAUUGGAUGCUGAAAAACGUUUAGCAUUACAAGAAGAAAAGCAAGGAUUGGAACAAAAGUUACUCAGUGUACCUAAAUGGCAAGAACGUUUAGCCCAAUUGAAACAAGCACAACAAGAACAAAAAGCACGCAGUCGAUCCAGUAGUCCUGUUAGAGAAAUUCCACAGGCAUCUACCAAGGCUGCUCCUGCACCUGUUCCAGAAAGUGAAGCACCUGCCAAGCUAGAUUCUUCUUUCGUUUCAGUCACUGCUCCUGCUGAAACAAAGGCUGCAAACACUGCUUCUGCUGCUCCAACUCCCGCAAAAGUUGCUCCUGCUCCCGCUGCUGAACAGCCAAAGACAGCACCUCAAGCACCCGCUUCUGGAAAGAAGUCAGGCUCAAAGGGAAAAAAGAAUAACAAGUAA